UACAGAUUUAUCAGUCAGUCACGUAUCACAAUAAAAGUUUUAGACGAAACUGAAGAAUAACCAACUAUUAUAAAGAAUAAAAAUGUUUUAUGUUGUUCAUGUUGACAAUUGGUUUCAAUCUAUCCCAGAAAACUGAUUAGAUAAAGAAAAAAAAAUUGUCUAUUGGCCUACUGAAAAAAUUCCAUAAUUACAACAUGGAUAAAAAAACAAAUACCAUAUAAAUCUGAAUGGACAAAAUACGAUUAUGCUUGUUUGUUUGGACCAUUUGAAAAUUAUCAGGAGUGCAAAAUUUUCGAAAAGCAAUGCACAGGAUAUUCUUCCCAAGACGAAAUAUUAUACGACAAAUUCACAAAAAAUAAUGAGCUGUCCCAAAAGCGAUCUCGAAAAAAAAAUUUGACCAAACUGAAGAUGAACAAAUCUCCUCAGAAUCUGAAAAUGAUAAACAAGCAAAAAAAAUCUAAAAUUAUUAGUAUAGCAAAAUUACAACCGUUGCCAUCAAAAUUGGAUCAUAUUGUCAUGGAGACAUUAGGUUCAGGAACUACUGUAUCAAAAUCAAACCAAUUUGCAUCAACAUCUGAUAAUGCCAUAGAUAAUGAAGCUUCCGAAUUUAUUAAUAAUGCUACAAAGAAAAUUUGUGACAAAAAUAUACCAACUAUUAUACCAACAACAUCAAAACAAUCAACAACAAUCUCUGAUAAUGUCAGUCAUAAUGAAACUUCUAAAUAUAGUAAUAUUAUAACAAACAAAACUUCUGACACAAUUUAUGAAGAUGAUAAUGAUGAUGAUUUUGAUUUGGAAAACCCAGCAGCAGAAUUGCCUGUACACACUAAACCGAUUAUCAUUUCACUUGAUGCCAGGAAUAAUCCAAUUGACGUUAAUGAAAAUGACAUAAACAUUUCCAUCAUUUGUAAAGGUACAUCACAAACAGUUUUGAUGAAUAAAAGGACAUCAAAGACCACAAGAAGUGUCAACAAUAUAAUUGCGAACAGAUGCAAUUGUUGUCCUUGCAUAAACAAGAUAAAUAGGAAAUUGGAUAUAAUAAUACAGCAUAUAUUACAAUCAAAAAAUAGAAACGAAGGAAAUAAUAAUACACAAUUGGAAAAUGUUGAAUUUUGCCAAUUACAAACAAAAGAAUUGAUGCAUUAGAAUUUGAUGCAUUAGAAAAAUCACUUGCGGAAGAUGCAAAGAAACGAAAACAAUUAAUAAGUAUAAAUACAAUUUUUAUAUGUGUUAAAUCUAUCGAAAGCGGACUUUGUCAAACACGUGUUAUUUACAAGUGUGUUAUAUACAUGUGUUGUCAACAGAGUAAUGACAGAAUCAACUUCUUAUAAUGAUUGUCAUAAUAAAAUUAUUUAAGAACAAAAAUGAAGCAAAUUUCAAUGUGACUUGAUCAACAACCAUCAAAUGCAUUAAAUUUCUAGCAUUAAUUGAAGUAUAACAAACACAUUAUUAUAAUAAUGAUA
This is a messenger RNA of Camponotus floridanus (Florida carpenter ant), 1463 nucleotides long. RefSeq lists its product as uncharacterized. Lineage: Eukaryota; Metazoa; Arthropoda; Insecta; Hymenoptera; Formicidae. Bases 409 to 1146 code for a protein of 245 amino acids. The transcript has 9 exons. The record is from RefSeq and is a predicted model, not a curated record.